GCCCUGUGUAUCCUGUAACACCAUCCCUUCCACCCAGAAUGUUCUGCCACCUGUGUCUGCCGGUUCGGAUACGUACUGCCCCUCAGCCAGUGAAGAACAGUAUCCGUCUCCUUGUGCAGUUCAUCUGCUAUAGCUUGGCCUGUGAUCGACUGGAAACCGAAGAGAGAAACCAUAUCUGUCCAUUCAUCCAAAGAUGCCCACAAAAUACCUGGCAAAGGAUGCACACUCAGUCUCUUCAGCAGGCCGCAUUUAAGAGAGGUCUCGUACACCUUUUGCCGGUGGCUGGAGCACGAUGGAUCCCCCAGGGGCACUGGACGCGGAGGAUGAAGUGGGGCCGUUAGCCCAUCUUGCCCCAAGUCCUCAAAGCGAAGCUGUUGCCCAUGAAUUCCAGGAGCUGUCCCUGCAGCCCAGCCAGCACCUGCCCCCGCUGAACGAGAGGAAGAACGUGCUCCAGCUGAGGCUCCAACAGAGGAGGACGAGAGAACAGCUGGUGGACCAGGGCAUCAUGCCACCUUUGAAGAGCCCAGCUGCAUUCCAUGAGCAGAUAAAAAGCUUGGAACGAGCCAGAACUGAAAACUUUUUGAAGCAUAAGAUUCGGAGCCGACCAGAUCGUUCUGAACUUGUCAGGAUGCACAUUUUAGAAGAAACAUUUGCAGAACCAUCCCUGCAGGCUACUCAGAUGAAGUUGAAAAGAGCUCGACUAGCGGAUGAUUUGAAUGAAAAGAUUGCUCAAAGACCUGGUCCUAUGGAGCUGGUAGAGAAAAACAUCCUUCCUGUAGACUCCAGUGUUAAGGAAGCAAUUAUAGGCGUUGGGAAGGAGGACUAUCCUCAAACUCAGGGCGAUUUCUCAUUUGACGAAGACAGCAGUGAUGCUCUGUCUCCAGACCAGCCAGCCAGCCAGGACUCGCAGGGGUCCGCCGCUUCCCCGACUGAGCCAAAAGUUAGUGAAUCGCCGUCUCCCGUGACUACAAGCACUCCAGCCCAGUUUACUUCAGUGUCCCCAGCAGUUCCUGAAUUCUUGAAAACUCCUGCUCCGGAUCAGCCCCCGACCAGGUCCCCCGCUCCUGUCCUCCCCACAAACACCGUGUCCUCAGCAAAGCCUGGCCCGUCGCUGGUGAAGCAAAGCCAUCCCAAGAACCCUAACGACAAACACCGGGGCAAGAAGUGCAAAGAUCCCAAGCCGCGGGUGAAGAAGCUCAAGUACCACCAGUACAUCCCGCCCGACCAGAAGGGGGAGAAGAGCGAGCCCCAGAUGGACUCCAACUACGCCCGCCUGCUCCAGCAGCAGCAGCUGUUCCUGCAGCUCCAGAUCCUGAGCCAGCAGCAGCAGCACUACAACUACCAGACCAUCCUGCCCGCGCCGCUCAAGCCACUCAAUGACAAAAAUAACAACAGUGGGAAUUCAGCUCUGAACAGCACCACGCCUAAUACACCAAGACAGAAUCCAUCUGCUUCCUUGAGAAAGCCGGGGCCCCUGCCUUCUAGCCUGGAUGACUUAAAGGUGUCGGAACUGAAGACGGAGCUGAAGUUACGGGGUCUUCCGGUGUCGGGCACCAAACCGGACCUCAUCGAACGCCUGAAGCCCUACCAGGAAGUGAACAGCAGCGCUGUUGCUGCCGGCGGCGUCCUGGCGGUGCCAGCGUCUGCCAUCGUCGCCAGCAACCCAGAAGUCACCGUGGCACUGCCGGUGACAACGCUGCACAACUCCGUGACGAGCUCGGGCCCCUCUUUCAAGGCAGAGUUGCCGCCUGCCGGAAGCAGCAACGUCACCCACGCCGAGAGCGUCAGCUCCCCCCUGCCCAUCUCGCCUUCCCCCUCCGAGCAGUCCAGUCUCGGGACCGAGGACACAAGCAUGGCAGACACGUUCACCGAGAUCAUGACCAUGAUGUCUCCCGCGCAGUUCCUGUGCUCGUCGCCGCUGAGAGUGACGGGCAGCGAGGACAGCCCGAGUCCCGCCAGCAGCACGCUGUCGAGUCUGGAACUGGACGCGGCCGAGAAGGACCGCAAGCUGCAGGAGAAAGAGAAGCAGAUCGAGGAGCUAAAGAGGAAACUGGAACAGGAGCAGAAGCUCGUGGAAGUUCUGAAAAUGCAGCUUGAGGUUGAAAAGCGAGGGCAGCGGCAGCAGCAGCCGCUGGAACCCCAGCCCGGCGCCGCGGCCAGCUCGGCCGGCAAGUUAGAUCCGAAGCAUGGCGGUGUGGGCUCCCCCGUCAAGGACGAGACCGCGCUGCCCGACUGCUCCAGCCCCAGGCGGCCUGGCCCGCUGGCCAGCCAUCCUGUGGGCCAGCCCGUCUCGGCGGGCAGCCAGACCCUGGUUGCCAAAAAGGCCGUAGUGAUCAAGCAGGAGGUCCCCGUGGCCCAGGCCGAGCAGCAGAGCGUCGUCCCGCAGUUUUACGUGAGUUCCCAGGGACAGCCGCCGCCUGCCGUUGUCGCUCAGCCUCAGGCUUUACUGACCACACAAACCGCUCAGCUGCUGCUGCCGCUGUCCAUCCAGGGCUCCAAUGUCACCUCAGUGCAACUCCCAGUAGGCAGCCUCAGACUCCAGACUCCACCACAAGCAGGAAUCCAGACUCAGACUCAGCCGCAGACAGCAGCCACCACCCUGUCCUCAGGCUUAGCCCAGACCGUACCUCAGAAGCAAGAAGCUUUCACGCCACAUGUGCUCAAUCAGCCUCAGCAAGUUAGAAAGGUUUUCACGAACUCGGCAUCAAAUUCAGUUCUUCCGUAUGAGAGACCACCUGCUCCAGCAGUCCAGCAGCCCUUUGUGAACAAGACCUCCACCAGUGUUCUUCAGUCCAGAAGCGCACCACUUGCCUCCCUGCAGAAUGGACCUACCGCUUCCAACAAGCCUAGUUCGCCCCCUCCACCCCAGCAGUGCGUCGUCCAGCACUCCCUGUUUGGGAGCCCGGUCCCCAAGACAAAAGACCCUCCCCGCUACGAGGAGGCCAUCAAGCAGACACGUGGUGCCCCGUCCUCCCUUCCAGAGAUUUCCAGUGCACACAGUCAGCAGAUGGACGACCUCUUUGAUAUACUUAUCAAGAGUGGAGAGAUUUCCCUCCCUAUAAAAGAAGAGCCUUCUCCCAUUUCCAAAAUGAGACCAGUGACAGCCAGCAUCACCACAAUGCCAGUCAACACAGUGGUGUCCCGGCCCCCGCCCCAAGUCCAAAUGGCACCACCCGUCUCCUUAGAACCCCUGAGCAGUUUAUCUGCCAGCUUAGAGAACCAGCUAGAAGCUUUCUUGGAUGGAACUUUACCUUCGGCCAACGAAAUUGUUCCCCUGCAAAGCAGCAGUGAAGACAGAGAGCCCUUCUCUCUGAUCGAGGACCUCCAAAAUGACUUGCUGAGUCACUCAAGUGUGCUGGACCAUUCACACUCACCCAUGGAGACUUCUGAAGCCCAGUUUGCUGCAAGUACCCCCUGUCUGUCACUUGACCUCUCUGACUCAAACUUAGACAACAUGGAGUGGCUGGACAUUACCAUGCCCAACACGUCGGGACUCACUCCCCUCAGCGCCACCGCUCCCAGCAUGUUCUCCACUGACUUUCUAGAUCCACAAGACCUGCCGUUGCCAUGGGACUAACAUCACAGAUUUCUCGUCCGAGUUCCUGACGUCUAAGAAGAUGAAGAUCGUUCUGAAGAGGGCAGUUUUUAGAGACAGAUCCAUAGCGGCGUUGUUGCAAUUAAAAUACGUUGUCAUAGAAAGGGUGGCUAGAUGGUCACAGCCUGGAAACCAAGUGUGAAAACAUGUCAUUGCAUCCGGCGGUGAAUUUCUACAAUUUAACAUAGCACGGGGCCUUCUGAAAAAAUCGCUGGUCAAAGAAGACUCAUUCGUUUUUCCAGACUUCAGUAAAGAAUGCAGAGUACCUUUAGAUAAAGACAUGACAGAGAGUGACGUGUGCAGGAUAACUACAUGAGGGUUCUCCGUCAACUACAUUUAAACCUCUGUGGUCGCUUUAAAGACCCCAAAUAGAAGGCAGACGGCUCCACUCACAAGAGGAUGCCAGUUGAGGGAGGUGAGAGGUCACUGCACGUGGUGUUUCCUAGAAAUGGCCUGAGCCUGGUCAGGCAGCACAGGCAGUGGAGAGAGAGCGCCAGCCAGUUCCGGGACAGCUUCCAGCUGAAGAUUUUCGGUUCCAUUCAGAAACCAACAUAAUUUUUUGUGUGUUGUAGUUUAUUUUGUGGUUUGGGGAAUCUUACUUUAGAUUCCCAAAUUUCAAUUCAAAUGGAUGAUCUUUCACCAUCACCAGACAAUGUAAAAAAAAACAAAAAAAAAAACAAAAAAAAACAAAAAC
This is a messenger RNA of Prionailurus viverrinus (fishing cat), 4289 nucleotides long. RefSeq names its product myocardin related transcription factor B (gene MRTFB). Gene Ontology annotation, biological process: smooth muscle cell differentiation. Lineage: Eukaryota; Metazoa; Chordata; Mammalia; Carnivora; Felidae. Bases 293 to 3577 code for a protein of 1094 amino acids. The record is from RefSeq and is a predicted model, not a curated record. The transcript has 16 exons.